Hydra vulgaris (swiftwater hydra) is the source of this 2395-nucleotide messenger RNA. NCBI's taxonomy places the organism in Eukaryota, Metazoa, Cnidaria, Hydrozoa, Anthoathecata, Hydridae. The record is from RefSeq and is a predicted model, not a curated record.
AGUUUCGUUACGUUUGUACCAAUUUUAAAAAGUAAUAAACACCUAAAUAAAAACAACAAACACUUUCUCUGGUUAAAAAAAAACAAGUUCAGAAAACUUAGGUAUAAGUAUGUUAACAGCAGGUUUUUACCCUAUAUAUUUAAUAAUAAUUCAUUGUAUAGAUUGUUCACGUAACUAAUAUAAAAAUUUUUUUACUUAUCAUUACAUUUUGCAUUUUAAAGAUAUCGUGUCUAUGGUACUACAUACCAAAUCAUUUACAUUCAUUUACACAAUAUUGGGUUUUUCCUAAUACUUUGUUAAAGAAACUUUGUUACUAUGAAUAUUAUUUCAUUUAGCUAUACUGAUUCCAACUUUAAAAUGGAUGCACGUUACAGAAGGUAUGCACGUUGGGUGCCAAGUUAUCUUUACAACCGUCCUCAUAGCUUUGUUAAACAUUGCCUAAUAAAAUAAAGUAACGUUGAGAAUCUUGAUUUGUCCGGAGUAAUCAUGAUUAAACAUGGAGUUUUUGCUGUAUUAAGUUCUACCAAGCCAGCUACUAAAUAUUUUGUAUCAUUUGGUGAUGAGAUUACAAUGCCAAAAUGUACUUGUUUAAAUUGGAUAUCAACUGCAUAUCCAUGCAAACAUUUUUUUUUAGUAUUUAGAAAGUACCCUGCUUGGUCAUGGAGUGCUUUGUCAUCAUUAUAUCUAAGUUCACCAUUCUUAAACUUAGAUGCUGAUGAUUACGAAGCAUCACACGAAAAACCACCAUUUAGUAGGCCGGAAAGUUCAAUUCUACCUAAAAAAGAAUUAGAUGUCAUUAAUGAUUUGAAUGAAAAAUCUAAAAAAAUUACAAGUGUUUGCUCUGGAGUAAAUGUUAGGGAAAUGCUUACAACAAUUCAAAACCUAACAUAUGAAUUUGAGGAAAAUUCAGAAGAAAUUGUUCUUGUUUAUAGCACUCUUGCUUCUCUCAUUAAAAAACUUGAAAAAAAUAGAACUAAAGAAUCAGGAAUUCCGCUUUCUCCAUUGGAUAUCAAGUUGCCUUGUCAUUUAAAAAGGAACAUUCCAAUUCCUGUUCGUAAACCAAUGAAGCUUCCUACUGAUCGCGUAGGUAAUCACAAAGAUAUGGUUAUUGCAUCUUCUAAAAUAUUUCUAGAGGAAAAAAAACACAAAACCGAGCCGAUUGAGGUUGACAUUAUUGAACAUAUCGAUGGAAAUAGUAUAAUUAUUGAUGAUGAGUCAGUUACUAUUAAUGAAAAUGAUGGAUUCGAGAUGAAAAGACUAAACCAUUUAUCACCUAACUGUAAUCUCUCUUCCAAUGAUUUGAACGAUAUUUUAACAAACCAAAUGUUAUCUGACAUUGUAAUCCACACCAUGCAAAAGAUGAUCACAGGUGUAGGCGGUCUCCAAGACCCAGUUCUUGGACAAAAUCUAUCGUUCCGUGUACAAAAAGCAUCUUUUGUCCAGGUGUUGCAUGAUGGCGAUGCCCACUGGUUGGCUAUAAGUAAUUUUGGAUGUUCUGUUGGUGAGGUUUUUCUUUUAGACAGUUUUUUUCGUGGAAAAGUAAAAAACCAUGUGGUUAGGCAAAUUUGUGCUAUUAUGCAUUGCAAUGAAGAUAAAUUAACUGUCCGCGUUGUACCGGUGCAACAACAAACAAAUUAUGUUGAUUGUGGUUUGUACGCAUUAGCCUUUAUAAAACAUAUUACCGAUACUAGAUCAAAUCCAAGUUAUGUUGCUUUUGACGCUUUUCAAAUGAGAAAUCAUUUGCUAAAAUGUGUGAAAGGCAAUCAGUUUACUGAGUUUCCAAAGUCCGAAACAGCUAUGCGAUUCUGCAAAGAAAAAGAAUUGAAUUUUUCCUUGUACUGCAUUUGUAGACAAGUCUGGUUAGCUUCGGAUAGUUAUAUUAAAGAUAGACAUAUGGUGCAAUGCGGAAUAUGCGAAAAUUGGUAUCAUCGCGCUUGUGAACGUAUCCCUGAUUAUGUUUUGGAAGACAAAUGUGCAGAUUGGUCAUGUUCAAAAUGCAGCUCUAUGUUAUAAAAUGUUUUUAUUAUUUAGUUUCGUAAAUAUCCUAAUUUAAAAAAUGGUUUGUUAAUAAUACAAACAAAUUAUUAUACUGACUCCAUAUUUGUAGAUGUAUUUUAUUUAUCCUUUUUCUUUGUUCGCGUUGAAACGAAAGUUGAAUAUAAUUCAACAACAACAGUUUAACACUUUAUUAAUUUUUUAUUCGAGUAGAAAGCUUAAAUAAGCUUUGUUAAAAUAUAACCGAAUGCAUAACACUUAGACCUUUGCUUUUCAGAAAUAUAAAAUAAUGUGAAAAAGGUUGUACUUAUUACUUCAUACCUCAAAGAUAUUAUUUAAAAAAUAUUUAUGUAACUAGUAGUAUUUAUAAAAAUAGAUUAUUUAGUAACUAUUUAUAUAA